UCCUGGUGGCAGUAAGUAAGAAACUCAAAUCCUUUUCCUGGAAACAGCGCCACGGACGAGCAGAAACUGAAACUCCUUGUGACGCGAGUUGCUCUGCGGGAGCUUCCCUGAAAAUUUGAUUUGCCUGAGAAAGUGUCCCAAAGUGCAUUGAGCGGUGCCGGAAUAGCUGAAAAGUAUUGUUCAGAGUCCAAAGAAGGCAUUUCCAGAAAGAAAUUUGCCAAAAUAGUGAUAUUUCUGGGUAAAAAUCAGUCUCAAAAACUCCCUUGAAAUCGCCCCAAAGAAGCGUAAUGGCCGCCAUGACGUCACAGUGUCGAUACAAUUCAAACAGCUGAUGGCUUUUAGUGGGAAAAAUUGACUUUUCCACGCGAAUUGAGCGUCCGGAAGGGUGUUUGGUGGUGCUAGCGCGUGAAUACCCAGCCAAGACUGAAGUGUACCAGGGGAUGUGAGUUUAUGCUGGGGCCGGGUUAGCGCGAAAUGGUCUUACAUUGUUCAGUGCUAAAUUGCAAAUCACAACUUGGAACGCCAAAUAUUAAGUUCUAUCAGAUUCCCAGCAUCUUCAGCAAGAGCGACAAGCUCAAGAAACUCUCCACGGAACGACGAAAGGCCUGGAUUGAAGCCAUCAAUCGUCCGGACUUGACUGAGGAGCAACUUAAGGUGGCUAAAGUUUGUUCCAGACACUUUGUUCUUGGGAAGUGUGUGAGUUUGACGGAGGUUCACAGUCUCGAUUGGGUUCCAAACAUGAACCUGGGAAAGACUUCAAGUGCCAGGAUGGUUUUCAAGCAGGAGCAUCACAUGGAUGAUGGAUCAUCAGCAGACGAACAGGUUAUCUCAGAUGUUCAGUACGAAGAGGAACAACUAGAUGAUUCGGGUGAGAAAACUCUGUCCACGGAGGAGAUCAUGGAGGGUGAUGAUGAGGAACACGAAGAAAUUGUACUGGAGUCAAAUCCAACUCCAGCAACAGUUGUGGUUACCACACGUCCUGGAAUGGGUUUGCCCACAACUACAACCAUCAAGAAGAUCACGAUGAAUCCGUUUUCCACGGCGGCAUUUUCGGGGCGGAAGGAGUACAAAGUGAGCACUGCGGGUAACAAAACCAGUCCAAUAAUUGUGACACAGAAACUGCUUCAGACACCAAGAACAGUGACAGUUGUGCCCAAGUCUGAUCCAACAUUUAAGUUUACACAUGUUCAGGGUCAGACAACGAUCAAGAGGAAGUUGGAUGUGGGGGGAGGCACACCAUCGUCGCCGGUGAUGGUGAAACUUCCUGUAGAUUUGAAGCGUUUUAAGCCGGUACCGGCGAGAUCUCUGGGGAAUUUUGUGCUGCAAAAGCAGACAAAUGUGGGUACAAUGCCGAAGAUUGUGCGAAUUGUGAGGAAUAAAGUUGACAGGACGACACAGACGGAUGUUUCGGGUGAACUGUUGGAUCAAUAUCAGAUUCUGCAUGAGGAGAAUCUGAUGAAGAUAUCACAGUUGGAGGGUCAGGUGAGAAAGUGCAAGUAUACGCCGGAGAUGUUUGAGCAUGAUGACAAGAGAACGGAAUAUUUUACGGGAUUGGAUACCUAUGUCACCAUGAUAACACUCUAUAAUACUUGCGAGGCUGAAUUGCCACAGUCAACGGCCCUCACCAAGUUUGAAAUUUUCAUUUUGACCCUCUUGAAACUUCGUCUUAAGCUCCCACUCACAUUUCUCGCCUACCAAUUCUGUAUAUCGCCCAAAGCGGCCAGUUUCUAUUUCAAUGAAUGUCUCAAUGUCCUCCAUAAAUCCUUAAGGGAACUCUUUGCUGAGCCCGGUGAUGGAUCUGAUGGAAAUAUUGAGAUAAUUGCUGAUGAGAAUUGAAGAAUAAAUAAUUCAAUUUGGGGCAGAGUUUAAAAAGAACAUUAAUAAAAUUUUAAUUUAAGGAGUGAGGCAAGAAAUGCUGAAGAUUUUCUCACCAAAAACUAAUUAAAAAAUAAAAUAAUUCCUGGGCGAUUUUUCUGAAGAAAUAAAAAAAAUAAACAAGAGAGAGACUUAAAGACGGAACAUUUUCCACAGAAUAAAAACCCAUCUCUCUGAAUAUUUAGAGGCAGAAAAAGUAAAUAGAUCCAGAAAAAUGUGAGAAAGAUUAAACACAAACAAACAUUUUAGUCUGUAGAAAUAUUUAAUCCAAUCAGUGAAUGAGAUAUUUCAAAAAAAAAAAAGAAAAAAAAAUCGGUAAGGAACAAUUUUAGAUAUGUUUUAGUUAUCAAUUUAACCGUGAAUGAGAGAGAGAGAGUUUAAUUCUAAAUAAAUGAAAUGAUCAUAAAAAAAAAA
Phlebotomus papatasi is the source of this 2289-nucleotide messenger RNA. RefSeq lists its product as uncharacterized. The record is from RefSeq and is a predicted model, not a curated record. The coding region runs from base 475 to 1836 and encodes 453 amino acids. The transcript has 3 exons. Lineage: Eukaryota; Metazoa; Arthropoda; Insecta; Diptera; Psychodidae.